This is a messenger RNA of Labrus mixtus (cuckoo wrasse), 8211 nucleotides long. RefSeq names its product mitogen-activated protein kinase kinase kinase kinase 4-like. The transcript has 32 exons. Gene Ontology annotation, molecular function: protein kinase activity; ATP binding. Gene Ontology annotation, biological process: protein phosphorylation. Lineage: Eukaryota; Metazoa; Chordata; Actinopteri; Labriformes; Labridae. Bases 102 to 4664 code for a protein of 1520 amino acids. The record is from RefSeq and is a predicted model, not a curated record.
UGCUUGAUUUUUUUUUUUUUAACCGCUAAAGUCCCCGCAGAUGCUCCAGCUGCGGCUAUUUUCAAUCCACGCGAAGGAAAGCUCGGCUUUUUAUUUGAAAGAUGGCGAACGACUCUCCUGCUAAAAGUCUCGUAGACAUCGACUUGGCUUCAUUGCGGGACCCGGCUGGGAUAUUCGAAUUGGUGGAGGUAGUUGGAAAUGGCACCUAUGGACAAGUAUACAAGGGACGUCAUGUCAAGACUGGACAGCUGGCUGCCAUCAAAGUCAUGGACGUCACAGAGGAUGAGGAGGAGGAGAUUAAACUUGAGAUCAAUAUGCUGAAAAAGUACUCCCACCACCGAAACAUAGCCACCUACUACGGCGCUUUCAUUAAGAAAAGCCCCCCGGGACACGACGACCAGCUAUGGUUGGUGAUGGAGUUCUGUGGAGCCGGCUCAAUCACGGACCUGGUGAAGAACACAAAGGGGAACCAGCUGAAGGAAGACUGGAUCGCUUACAUCUCCAGAGAGAUCCUCAGAGGUCUCGCCCACCUUCAUGCCCACCACGUCAUCCACCGAGACAUCAAGGGCCAGAAUGUCCUGCUGACAGAGAAUGCUGAAGUCAAACUAGUUGACUUUGGUGUGAGCGCUCAGCUGGAUCGGACAGUUGGGAGAAGAAACACCUUCAUCGGGACUCCUUAUUGGAUGGCCCCGGAGGUCAUUGCUUGCGACGAGAACCCGGACGCUACCUACGAUUACAGAAGUGAUUUGUGGUCCACUGGUAUCACAGCUAUUGAAAUGGCUGAAGGAGCACCACCACUCUGUGACAUGCACCCUAUGCGUGCACUUUUCCUUAUUCCGAGAAACCCUCCUCCCAGGCUCAAAUCUAAAAAAUGGUCCAAAAAGUUUUUCAGCUUCAUCGAGAACUCUCUGGUGAAGAACUACACUCAGCGUCCCCCGACGGAGCAGCUGCUGAAGCACCCGUUCAUCCGAGACCAGCCCAACGAGAGGCAAGUCCGCAUUCAGCUCAAAGACCACAUCGACCGGACCAAGAAGAAGAGGGGAGAGAAAGAUGAGACCGAGUACGAGUACAGUGGCAGCGAGGAGGAGGAAGAAGAUCCCCCAGAGCAGGAAGGCGAGCCAAGCUCCAUUGUCAAUGUACCCGGUGAGUCCACUCUUCGCCGUGACUUCAUCCGCCUGCAGCAGGAGAACAAGGAGCGGUCAGAGGCUCUCCGGCGCCAGCAGCUUCUCCAGGAGCAGCAGCUCCGCGAGCAGGAGGAGUACAAGCGCCAACUACUGGCGGAGAGGCAGAAACGUAUCGAGCAACAGAAGGAGCAGAGGAGGCGACUGGAGGAGCAACAACGGCGUGAGCGGGAGAUGAGGAGGCAACAGGAGCGCGAGCAGCGUCGCCGCGAGCAAGAGGAGAAGAGGCGGAUUGAAGAGAUGGAUCGUAGACGCAAAGAAGAAGAGGAACGCCGACGGUCUGAAGACGAGAAGAGAAGGAAUGAUCGCGAACAGGAAUACAUCAGACGUCAGCUGGAGGAGGAGCAGAGACACCUGGAGAUGCUGCAGGAGCAGCUGCUGCGUGAACAGGCCAUGCUGCUGUCAGGCAAAGGCAGGCUGCCGUCUCUUUUCUCCACCUUGAAUCAACCCAAAACUCUGCAACAGGAGUUCAAGUGGCGAGAGCUCGAGGAGCAGCGCAAGGCCGAGCGGCUCCACAAGCGGCUGCAGCAGGAACAGGCGUACCUGCUGUCGCUGCAGCACGAACCCAAGCUGCAGCCCGGAGACAAGACAAAACCCCCCUCAGACCAUCACAAACCUCCACAGACCUCCACCCUGCCCCCUGACAGAGUCCUCACUGCAUCCCCUCAGACUCAGGUCCCUGACUCACUUCCUGUUUCUGCAGCCAGAGGCUCUUCGGCCCCUCAGACGCUCCCUUUGGAUAGCUCUAAAUCUCAGGCUUCAGUUGCAGAAAACACCGACACAGAUGAGACCUCCCCAAACCAGCUCUCAGACUCUCCCAGCCCCCCUCAGACUGACAGCCCCCCUGACUCUGAGCCUCCCCAGGCAGAAGGUUUGGAGCCCGACAGGCCCGCAGAGGCUGUCAGUCAUCCUCCUCAGCCUGUCAGAGAGGCUGACGAGCGGUACCGUAAAAACAUUCAGGGUUCCCCUCAGACCGCCCCUCCUCCCAAGCAGCCCCCUCUGCCUCCCCGUUCAUCUGAACCGUUCUCCAACGGCGGCUCCUCCGAGGCGUCCGCCAUGCACCGCCCCAUGGAGCCUCAGGUGCAGUGGUCCCACCUGGCUGCUCUUAAAAGUAGCAACAGCGCCGCCCCCUCUCCUCCUCCUGCUCUGCCCGUCGUCUCUCGCUCCCAGUCCUUCAGCGAGACCGCCGGCGUCGCCUCUAAUUUUGCACAGCUCCACCUGCGCUCCCAGGACCCCCACCAUCACCACCAAUCGCCCGCACGCACUGACCCCCAGCCCCAACCUCCCCUCCACCACCCUCAUAGACUCGAACACCAGGCCAGCAGUGAGGAGGUGCCUCCAAAGGUCCCAGUGAGGACAACAUCCAGGUCUCCAGUCCUGUCACGCCGAGAGUCUCCUCUUCCCUCACAGCCCGGGAACCAGGGUGGACAGAGGAACGCUUCCGGUAAUGUGGAGCAGCGCCCCCUGUGGGACCGAGUGGAGAAGCUGCAGCCUCGGCCCGGCAGCGGCAGCUCGUCUGGCUCCUCUAACUCCAGCUCUCAGGCCAGUCCUGGUGACCGCUUUAGGCCACGCUGUGAGUCCCCUGCUUCCUCCAAAUCUGAAGGAUCACCUCUCCAGCGUCCUGAAAACAUCCCCAAAAAACAAGAUGAAAAGAACGUCGCCCGGCCCACUCGACCAGCUGACCUGACCGCUCUUGCCAAGGAGCUUCGUGCUGUGGACGACGUGAAGCCUCUCCACAAAGUCACCGACUACUCCUCCUCCAGUGAGGAGUCGGGCACCACCGACGAAGAAGACGAUGAAGAAGUGGACCAGGAGGCAGGAGAGGAGUCCACCUCUGGAGCUGAGGACUCACGGGCUGGAUAUCCCCAUGGCUUCCGCAGGAGGCAGAGCAACGGCGAGACAGAGUCGGCUAAGACCAUGCUGGUCGAAGACUCGGAGAGCGACCAGGCAAUGACACCCUCCAAGGACGGCACACUCGUCAUCAGACAGAGCACCGCUGAAAUAAAGCGGCUGGUCAAUCUCUCAUCCUCCUCCUCUUCCUCGGCUGGUCACGGCCACUGCCUGCCCCAACCCCCUGGCCACGCCCUGCCGGAGAAAAAUGGCUUUGCCGGUCGCAUACAUCACCUGCCAGACCUUAUCCAGCAGAGCCAUCACUCCCCUUCUUCAUCCACAAACAUCCCUCCCUCCUCAUCCUCCUCAUCCUCCUCCUUCCCCUCAUCAUCUAUCCAUCCCAGUCCUGCCAUGUCCCCACAGACCUCCCUGGAAAUGUUCACUGCCAUAGAGUCCCAGUCAGAAAGCAACUCCAUGUCCAAACACAAGUCUUCCUCUUCCUUCACUCCCUUCAUCGACCCGCGUCUUCUUCAAGUCUCUCCAUCCAGCGGCAGCUCUCUCAACAACAUGGCGUUUGGUCAGGACGGACGGCUGGCGGACCCGCUGAGAGCCGAAGCGUCCCGCAAAGGCUCGGUGGUGAAUGUUAACCCGGUGAACACGCGCCCGCCGAGCGACACGCCAGAGAUCCGUAAAUACAAGAAGAGGUUUAACUCUGAGAUCCUGUGUGCUGCACUCUGGGGAGUCAACCUGCUGGUGGGGACGGAGAGCGGUCUGAUGCUGCUGGACCGCAGCGGCCAGGGGAAGGUUUAUCCCUUGAUCAACAGACGACGCAUCCAGCAGAUGGACGUCCUGGAGGGACUCAAUGUCCUGGUCACCAUUUCAGGUAAAAAGAACAAGCUGCGGGUGUAUUACCUGUCGUGGCUGAGGAACAAGAUUUUGCACAACGACCCUGAGGUGGAGAAGAAGCAGGGCUGGGUUAACGUGGGCGACCUGGAGGGUUGUGUCCACUACAAAGUCGUGAAGUACGAGAGAAUAAAGUUCUUGGUGCUGGCCUUGAAGAACGCUGUGGAGGUUUACGCCUGGGCGCCAAAACCCUACCACAAGUUCAUGGCCUUUAAGUCUUUCGGUGACCUGGUGCACAGGCCUCUGCUGGUCGACCUGACGGUGGAGGAAGGUCAGCGGUUAAAGGUCAUCUACGGCUCCUGCUCGGGCUUCCAUGCCGUGGACGUGGACUCCGGUGCUGUUUACGACAUCUACCUGCCCACACACAUCCAGACGAGCAUUCAGUGCCACGCCAUCAUCAUUUUGCCAAACACUGACGGGAUCGAGCUGCUGGUGUGUUACGAGGACGAGGGCGUCUACGUCAACACCUACGGGCGCAUCACCAAGGACGUGGUGCUGCAGUGGGGCGAGAUGCCAACGUCAGUGGCCUACAUUAGGUCAAACCAGAUCAUGGGCUGGGGUGAGAAGGCCAUCGAGAUCCGCUCGGUGGAGACGGGACACCUGGACGGCGUUUUCAUGCACAAGAGAGCUCAGAGACUCAAGUUCCUUUGUGAGAGGAAUGACAAGGUCUUCUUCGCCUCUGUUCGCCAAGGAGGAGCCAGCCAGGUGUACUUCAUGACCCUGGGACGCACUUCCCUCAUGAGCUGGUAGCCGACGUUCCUCCUCCUCAGCAGCAGCAGCAGCAGCAGCAAGCCGACGUGACGACCACACCUUAGCAGAAGACCAACAGAAGACGAUUGUGACUAUGACAGACGACUGAUGAAGAACAAAAAAAAAAAAAAGAAGAAGAGAAACGCCUUGAGCCUGAAGCGGAGAGAGAGCAGCUUCCUUCCACCUGCUCGGUUGAACAAGAUCGGACUGUACUCCUGAAGAGAAGCGAGGGACUGGGGUGUGGGCUUUUGGGUUGUUCUCACCUUAACCUUCGAGCCGAUCGCCCCUCUUCCUCUGCUGCAGGGGCGCGGGAUGUGUCGCCUGUUGAAGGUAAAUCUUUAUGUGUCAUAGUUAAACUUUGCAUCGUGUAUGUGUGUGACAGAGGAAACACUGAGCAUGUGAAUAACUGACGAUUAGAGGCUAAACGCGCCCGUUGCUGUAUCGAAGAAGGCCAAUACUGUACACGUGUUUAGUCCGGGUUCUGUUCAGGUAACUCCUCCUCUUCCUCCCACGGUAGAUUCUCAUGUUAACACUAGUUCACAGUCACCGUUCUCCUCCUUUUAAAUAACGCCUGACGUGUAAAUCUGCCUCCGUGUCUUCACUUUUUUGCCUUCUCCUCCUCGAAGUGAAGAUUUUUUAAGGGACCUUUCUCGAUCCAUAAACAAACAGGGUACUGGAUAUGAGCUUGUACAUACUAACUACACGCCUCACGUACUGUAGGUGAUGUCGGACAGAUGUAGCCCUGUUUAUGGCAGCAUGUUGCUUUGGUGUUAUCGACACAGAUUAGCCCCUUUUUCUCAGACACUGUAUAUUUUGUAUGUGACUCGCUGCACACGGAUAAAGCAGAAGAAGAAAACUAGGAAAUGGAAAAACAAAAGAAGGUUCAUGACAUCGUUUUGAAUCUCGCAUUAAAGGCCUGCGGUUUGGUGCCGCUUUAAGUGAAGUUAAUGGAGAAGAAAAAUACCCACAACAGAUAAUCUAAAAAGGCCCCCGCUGCUACAUCAGUUGCCUGAUGUCACCGUGCAGAUGUGGGCGUCUCAAAGAUAAACUGGCAUUGAUGUUGAUGUUUUCAAACAAGAAAACAACGUUGAGGGUGAUUUAGAAAGGUGUCAUCAUGCAGAUUGUCCAGCAGAGGGUGCUCUAACCUCAAAGUUUUCAACACUCUCAGGACUGUCUGCAGAAUAUGAAGCAGGGAAUCCAGACGACUGGAUGCACUGGAUUAAAUUGAUUGACGAUGCAUCAUCGUGUUGAAAAGGUUGUUUCAAUUCCAGGUCAAAAUAAACUGGCGUCAGCUGCAUUGUGGGUAAUCUUUCUGCAAACCUUAGUCCUUAAAAUCAGUCUAUGCCAGGUGUUCGUCUUGCUUUUGUUCAACAGCACGCAGCUGAGAAAGAAAACCCUGCUUGGUUGAAGAUGAAUAAAACUUAUCUUUGAAGUGUAAUUGUGCAGUUUGUCCAGCAGAGGGUGCUCUGACUCCGUGUUUCACAACGCUCAGGACUGUCUGCAGAAAAUGCAGCGGUGAUUCAGACGGUUGACGCACUAGAAUUGAAUGACACUGCACAAUAAAAACAAUUCGUUAGAGAAGUUAAAGGAGGCGAUGUUCUGAGUACCUUUUGCGUCGAUAUAUCGUCGCAAAAAGGAUUUAAAAAUCCUGGUAGAAAUACCUAAAUCGUCUGCACUGGUUCGCAGUGGAAUCGGUCUCUGAAAUCCCAAAUCGUCGGGUCAGGUUGUGCAAGAUAUACCUUUGCUUUUACAUGCAGCAGUGUCUUGCUUAUUAAACCUAAAUCAAGCUCCUUUUUUGUCCCCAAAAAGGUAAAAACGACAUAAAUAGACGUGACCAAUCAGAGCAGGGGCAACAAAGUUUCUCAGCAGAUCAAUGCAUCAGUGGCUCAGAUUACAACUGGCUGCAGAAAUGCACAAAAAAAACAGGAAGAUAACACACAUAUUGAGAUAAACAAAAACCAUCAUUCAACAUUAUAUAAAGAGCUAUUCACUGUGUUUGUGUAUUUUUAAGUCAAACAUGAACUACUACAGCUAAGCGAUAUCUUCAUUAACUUUGAUUAAAAAAGGCACCAAAGUGGAGCUCUGACGUCGUGAUUCUUCCUGCUUUGUUUUAGUUCUCGUUGUAAGAAUGCCGGACGUACACGUUGGUGAGUUUUAAAGGAAAGAUCCACCACAGGUAUCAUCAAUCUGUCGUUCGACUUAGGGCUAAGGAUUUACUUUCACAUAAUCAUCGUCUUGAAGUCGUCAGAUUCUGUUUUCUUUUUUUUUCUCUCUCUACUGGAAAUAUAAAUAAACACACCCAGAAAUGUGAGCCGCGCCGCCGACAAAAACAAAAAAGGUGGAUUUUUCCUUUAAUGAUGAGUUGUAAGUAGGGCUAGCAUAAACUGUGAAAUAGCAGAAUUAGCAGGUGGCCGUUAAGGUAGCAUGGACGUGACUGUAAGGGAAUGAAGGCAAGUGUGCAAAGAGACAGAAGAUUUCACAUCCACAAUCAUCCAACUCUUUACAGUUGCCUUACAAGGAUCUCAAUACAAAACCCGGUUUAGCUUUUACUCGUUUUUAGUGACGUUUGGAUUCAUGUGUACUGUAGGAAAACUUGAGUCAGAACCAGCCAUGUGAUUCAAUUAAUUCUGGGUUUCAGGCCACAAGUUCAACUGGACCAUAUUCUCAUUUUUUACUUCCAUUUCUUCCUUUUAAAGCCCAAAACGACAUGUUAAUACAGUCUCCCUCCUCUGUUGAAUCAAUCCUGCAGCUCAUGUGCAUGUAUGAAUGAUAAAACCCUGAUAACGAGACUCUCCUUUCCCCCGUUUAAACUCUUAAAUCCUGCUCUCGGUACGGGCGGUGCCUUCACUGUCAAAGCUGGGAGCUGCAGAAUAAAGGAAAAAAAAAAAAAGAUGCAUUCACUGUCUGCGAAGAAGGCAAAAAGUCACUCGUUCUAAUAGCAGUGUUACAAAACCACUUGAGACGGCGCGGACUAAGCGGCAUAUUUUUAACUCUGACUUAGUUUUUAGUCUUGUUUCUGCAAUUUUUAUUAUGUAACCCUUCGGAUAAGUAUGCGACUGCAGUGGUUUUUAAAUUGUAAUGCACACCUUAUGUUGAAAAUGUUUACAGAAGCAAUUGUUUUGUUAAACCAAUGUGCAUCGAUAUGAAUAUUUAUGGUUUAUUUUGAGGGCAGUUUCUCCCUGUUUUUUGUAUUUUGUAUUAUUCCCUUUUUGUACUUUCAUUUAGACGUUUGUGUACAGGAUUAAUCAACUUUUUGCUCACCACGUUAUGAAUUACACAAGUCUCUCGGGUGUGAUUUCACCAAUUCCUACUUCCUAAUUCCUCCUGCAUUAGUGCACAGUGUGCCCCUGGCUGCGUGGCAGCGUGGAUCAAAUGUUUUCUACCACCAGGUGCCAGGUGACAUGUCCCCCCCCCCCCCCCACCCCCUCCCUCAAACGUCUCUCCGCCAUGCCUCUCUAAUUUAUGUCCUCUCUGUGUGUACUAUGGGAAUUACUGUAUUUUCCUGAAGGUCUUUAUUUCCAUUGAAUAAAAUCAGAAGUAAUUUACA